This is a messenger RNA of Williopsis jadinii, 2193 nucleotides long. RefSeq names its product NADH-quinone oxidoreductase subunit G family protein. Lineage: Eukaryota; Fungi; Ascomycota; Saccharomycetes; Phaffomycetales; Wickerhamomycetaceae. Gene Ontology annotation, cellular component: membrane. Gene Ontology annotation, biological process: ATP synthesis coupled electron transport. Gene Ontology annotation, molecular function: NADH dehydrogenase (ubiquinone) activity; iron-sulfur cluster binding. The coding region runs from base 1 to 2193 and encodes 730 amino acids. The record is from RefSeq and is a predicted model, not a curated record. The transcript has a single exon.
AUGUUUCCAUUGGCUCGUAUAAGAUCCGUUGCACAGACAUCGCAGCCCUUGGCUCGUCUCUUCCGCUCUUCCUGCCGCGUACGUAAGGAGGUUGAAGUCACCGUUGACAACAUCAAGGUUAUGAUUGAGGAUGGCUCUUCCAUCAUCCAGGCGUGUGACAAGGCCGGGGUCACAGUGCCUCGUUACUGUUACCAUGAUAAGCUUGCCAUUGCCGGUAACUGUCGUAUGUGUCUUGUUGAUGUUGAAAAGGCACCAAAGUUGAUUGCGUCAUGUGCAUUCCCCGUCAGGGAUGGAAUGGUUGUCCACACCGAUAGCGAACGUGUGAAGCAGUCGAGAGAAGGUAUCACUGAGUUUUUGCUUGAGAACCACCCUCUGGAUUGUCCUGUUUGUGAUCAGGCUGGUGAAUGUGACUUGCAAGAGCAAACCAUGAGAUACGGUUCCGACAGGGGCCGUUUUGUCGAAGCCGCUGGUAAGAGAGCUGUUGAGAACAAGGCUAUUGGCCCACUCAUCAAGACCUCUAUGAACCGUUGCAUCCACUGCACUAGAUGUGUUAGAUUCUUGAACGAUGUUGCCGGUGCUUCUGAAUUUGGUACUACUGGUCGUGGUAACGACAUGCAAAUUGGAACCUACGUUGAGAGAAACGUCAACUCUGAGUUGUCUGGUAACAUCAUCGACUUGUGCCCUGUUGGUGCAUUGACCUCCAAGCCAUAUGCUUUCAAGGCCAGACCAUGGGAAUUGAAGAGAACUGAAACAAUCGACGUUUUGGACGCUGUUGGUUCAAACAUCAGAGUUGACUGUAGAGGUGUUGAGGUUAUGAGAGUACUUCCUAGAUUGAACGAUGAUGUGAACGAAGAGUGGAUCUCUGAUAAGACCCGUUUUGCCUGUGAUGGUUUGAAGACUCAAAGAUUAACCACACCAUUAGUUAGAGUUGGUAACAACUUUGAGCCAGCUACUUGGGAAGAGGCUCUCUCCACCAUCGCUGCUGCUUACAAGAAGAUCCAGCCACAAGGUGCUGAAUUGAAGGCCAUUGCCGGUGCCUUAUCUGAUGUCGAAUCCAUGGUUGCCUUGAAAGAUUUGAUCAACACCCUUGGCUCUGAGAACCUCACUACAGAUGACAUUGCCAGAGAGAAUGAGCCAGCACCAUACGGCGCUAACGUGAAGUCCAACUUUGUCUUCAACAGUUCUAUCUACGGUAUCGAGAGUGCAGAUCAAAUUCUGCUUGUUGGUACAAACCCACGUCAUGAGGCUAGUGUCUUGAAUGCUAGAAUUAGAGGUACCUGGUUGAACAGCGAUUUGGAGAUUCACCACGUUGGUGAGUCGUUUGAUUCCACAUUCGACUUAAACCACGUUGGUGAAACCGCAAAUGACCUUGCUUCUGCAUUGGCCGGAGAUGUUGGUAAAAAGCUCGCUUCUGCUAAGCAUCCAAUGAUCAUUCUUGGUUCUGCUGUUGCAAACUCUGCUGACUCUAAGGCUAUCUAUUCAACUGUGAGCAAGUUCGUUAAGGAGCAUGAGAGUAACUUUAUCACAGAUGAAUGGAAUGGAUUCAACGUUCUACAACGUGAAGCUGCUCGUGCUGGUGCUUUGGAAGUUGGUUUCUUCAACAACUCCAGAGCCAACGCUGAGACCAAACCAAAGUUCCUGUACUUGUUGGGUGCAGAUGAAAUUAAGAACCAAGAUAUUCCACGUGAUGCAUUUGUUGUUUACCAAGGUCACCAUGGUGAUUUGGGUGCUUCUUUUGCAGAUGUUAUUCUUCCAGGAUCUGCAUACACUGAAAAGAACGCUACCUAUAUCAACACUGAAGGUAGAGUUCAAAUGACAAGAGCUGCUACCAACCCACCUGGUUCUGCAAGAGAAGACUGGAAGAUCAUUCGUGCAGUUUCAGAGUUCUUGGGCUCGCCUUUAAAGUAUGAUAACGUCCAUGCCUUGAGAUUCAGAAUGGGCGAGAUCUCUCCAAGUUUGCUCGUUCCAAACGUGUUACAGCCAGUAAGCUCAGCAAUUGCCAAGCUUGGAAUUAACUCUUUAAGUACCAUCGAUGCUAAGGCCACCGGUGUCGCAUUAAAGAACCCUAUUGAGAACUAUUGGAUGACCGAUGUUAUUUCUAGAAGUUCUGUCACCAUGGCCAAGUGUAUUGCUAGCUUUGGAGAGAAGGGUGAUAAAAUCCAUGAUGAAAACCCUGAUUACGCCAUGGCAUGA